This is a messenger RNA of Strongylocentrotus purpuratus (purple sea urchin), 2857 nucleotides long. RefSeq lists its product as uncharacterized. The record is from RefSeq and is a predicted model, not a curated record. The transcript has 6 exons. Lineage: Eukaryota; Metazoa; Echinodermata; Echinoidea; Camarodonta; Strongylocentrotidae. Bases 1 to 2016 code for a protein of 671 amino acids. Gene Ontology annotation, biological process: protein ubiquitination. Gene Ontology annotation, cellular component: BRCA1-BARD1 complex.
AUGGCUACUUCCAGCUCGGUGAUUAAGAAAGGGAAGCUAGAUGAAUUACGACAUGAAAUCUUGUCGUACAAACCAGGCAAGGCUGUACCUUGUGAUGAUGAACGAGUGGUGUUUCCUGAUACGCUUGUUAUUGGUACGAUAAUUCUACCCGGGUAUGUGUACAGAAUAGCCUCUGCCCUGAGAAGCGCUCUUUAUGGAGACGUAGAGCCACGCAAGCUUGCUGAUGAACGUCAAACAUCUACUGAGGAUCAGGAGGAACAUCUCACCGAUUCUAUAUACAUCAUCACAAGAAAAGUUCUCUUUGGUCACGUCCCUGUAUGUGCCAUGACAACUACCAGGGAAAGUAAAGUCCUCGAGAAGGCAAAAAAUAAACUAAAAAAACUCGGAGUCACUGACAUCUAUGACAUACCUUCAACUGAUGGAGAUCGCUUAGAUGAGAAACGGUUGCAGUGGCUUCACCUCCUCCGUAGAUGCUUGAAGAAGGGUGACGAAGGGAUAUCUGCUGGCAUAAUACAGCUUUAUUCUUUACCCAGCUUUGAGCGGUUUUGGAACCAAGGGAGAAAGGAUGGCACAGAAGCACAGAAGAGGCACGGAGAAGAAAUUAGAGAAGGAGAAGAAGCAAAGAAGUUACUCCGAGGUAGAAUUACAGACUUAGAGCAGGAACUCAUCGAGUCACGUGCAAGUCGCGCAAGCAUAGUCAGUGAAAAUGGAAGACUACAAGAUACCAUGAAGGUUGAACAAGAAAGGCAUGAACAUAGUGAAAGGACAAUGAUGGAAAACGAGAAAAAAGCAAAACAGAUAAUGGAGACGUACAAGCAGAGGGAGAUGGAAUUUGAAAAGAAACUACAAUCAAACGAUCUGCGUAUAGAAACAAUGGCUGAAAAUUUACAUGGGACAGAAGAGAAGGCAAGACAAAAACGGUCACUAGAAUUAAGCUUGAAGAAGGAACAUGAAUAUAAUGAAGGGCUUUUGGAGCAACUUAAGCGUGAGACCUGGAAGCUGAGAACCAAAAUUCAACUAGAAAGUGAGAAACGAUCAGCAGAGCAGAAGAAGAAAGCAAAGACACAUCAAUGGAGUUUUAUUCGCUGGGUGGCUUCUGGAAAACAAGCUCAGAGUGGCACAUCACCAUUUGAGGAUAAUUCAACCGGAGGACUGGGGAGUGAUACAGUACAAGCAGGAGAGGAGCCCACAGAUGAUGAGUUUGCAGACAUCUUAACGAAGAUAGCUGACGAUCUUUACGAUGAAGCCAAGAUCGACAGCCUUGCUGGUCAGCUGGGAAUCCUACAUGGUGAUAUACAGAGAGCGCUCAUGACCAAUAUGAGGUUCAACCGUGUUACCAGUGAUGGAACUCGUCAUAUGCUGAAACAAUGGAGAGAAGGUGUGUCCAGGGAAGAUGAACGGAUUGAGCUCAGGAAGGCACUGCAAGCUGCCAAGUUGGUAAACCUUGCAGACCUGUAUCUCAGCGGAGGUGUAGUAGAAGAACAGAUCGAUGCUGAAUAUGAUAAAGAAGGCGUCAAUGAUGAGCAGCUCUCUGCUAGAGAUGAGACCUCUCUAGAAGAGGACCAGACCAAAGGACAGACCGACACCCAGGUACUUCAGGAAGCUACAGCAAGCAAUGACCACACUCCUCGAGAUGGGCAUACGGGAGACAUGGCUUCCAAAACCCAGGAUGACUUGACGGAUAGAAGUAGUAGUCAGCAUCCUGACAACUCAUCGGAGAGCAGUACAAAGAACUUGGAUGCAUCUGAAGUGAUUUCUGAAGACGUGUCCUAUGAAGAAGUUCAUGCUGGUGAUGAUAUGACCAAUGUAAGUAGCAUCCAACCUGCUGAGAAAUCGUCCGUACAUGAAAUGCAAGUUCUACCCGAAGAUACAUGUAUGUCUGAGAUAGCCCCUCUGGUAUCUUCUGGUGGAAAACCCGACGAGGAAUCCACCAUCUUGGAAGAAGAAGAUCUGAUUUCUCAACUCGUUCGUAUUGAUACAUCCCCGGAAAAAAGGGAAUGCUAUUUUUCCUCCUAAAGAUCAUAAUGGAUGUUCCCCAGAGAGUACUCAGUUUAUAAAUCACCAGAGAAUCUUCAUCAAGCCAAGUUUUACUAACACAAAACUUAGCUCGCGACGUUCCAGGUUCACCCCUGGACGUUUCAUCGGGCCGAUCGGUCUCUGAUGCCAUAUGAUUCUUGACCCGUGAACAUGAUGUUCCGGUCAGGGAACGUCAGGAAAGAACUGCCCUUCUCUGAUAAACCUUUCAAAGACCCGUCGGUAUAGCCGGCCUGAUGAAGCGUCCCGCAGUGGACGUAAGGCGUUGUAAGCGGGAAAAAUCCAGUUGAUUUGUUUAUAACAUUUAAUGUUACAUGUAUUUCUAAGCAUACUUUGUUCAUAUUAUAUUGUAAAACAGCAUCUGAGGAACUAACACUUCAACAAGCUCUUUCAAGUUACUUCCUCUUUUCUCGUGCUUUGUCCAUUAUAUUUGUCGUUUGAUUGCAUAGUUUUUGUGAUAGAAGUAUUUUUGUAAAAUGUUUUUGCAUGAGAAAUAAAAUCAUUUGAAUUAUUGAAUUAUUAAUCAAUUACCUGAAUGGUUGAGAACAGUAAUAGACAUAACCUUCAUCAUCAUUAUCCGAACCAUAUUGUGUAUAUUGCAAUGUUAAAACUUAUAUCCAAAAACCGCAUUCAUAAUUUCAACUAUGCUUUUUUAAAUAAUGACAAUAAUUGCAUGCAGAGCGUGAUUUUUUAAAGAGUAGAUUUUGAUUUCUCUUUUGGUAAGUUACAUGAUAUAGAACUUCAAUUAAUGUUAGCAAUUAUAACAAUAGCCACUUAUUACAGCUGGAGCAAAUGUUAUAUAUUUUUAAACUUUAAAGGUAUU